Cydia fagiglandana is the source of this 2777-nucleotide messenger RNA. RefSeq lists its product as uncharacterized. Lineage: Eukaryota; Metazoa; Arthropoda; Insecta; Lepidoptera; Tortricidae. The transcript is spliced from 4 exons. The record is from RefSeq and is a predicted model, not a curated record. The coding region runs from base 1 to 1482 and encodes 493 amino acids.
AUGGCAGACACUCUCGAGUCUGGGAGCGAGGGCGCCGGAGAGGCUGGCGAGGCAACAACACCUCAUGGGAUUGUGAAAUGUCUGAAACUACCACUGCCUGACAACAUUUUAGCUUAUCUAGAAAAAAGGGAAUUAGUAAGGGAUGAUCAGAUUAAGCCUUGUAAUAGUUUGGCAGAAAAAGUUACUUCUAAUUAUAUAAUAGCCAAAGAAAUUAUUAGCAACUUGUGCUGGCAGGAGAAGAUGCUAGCUAAGCUUGUGUGCAGCACAUGGCUUUCUGCUGUACACACAUUGGAGCGGGAGCAACUCAGUCCGGCAGACUUUGUUAUGGACUUGCAUUCUUGCUGCUCGUCUAGAGUGGGGAUAGAGUACAAGAAGUCUGCCAACUUUGCUACGGAGCCCUUGGCUGUACUAACCUUUGCGAACACAGCCGGUUUCAACAUAACAUGCAAAUGUAAAGUCAUUUGCCCCAUUCCUUGUAUGCCCCCCUGUGAAAAGGAACAUUGCUUGCUGGAUCUGGUGCAGAGAUAUGUCAGUGCUCCAAAAGAUUGUAUGCUGACUGUGCGAGCUCAGUACCUCUCAUACAUGCCACUUCCACAGUCUGUAACUUAUGAACAUGCAAUCACUCGCCACAUGUUUGUCCGCUCAAAUCCAUUCAUCGGAGGAGUUUACAUCCCAAAGCUACCUGAUGUAGAAUUCCAUGUAAUAAACAUUAAAUCUAAAGGAGAUAUAAAAUCUGAUUUCUAUAGAGAAAUAGAUAGAAUCUCAGAAACUAGAAUCUUCAAGGGAGUCAUUGUUUAUGUAACUGAGAAAUAUCUUUUGCAUUCAGUGCAGGAUAUAGUUUUCUUAAAUUAUAUAAAGGAAGUGCAACCUGAUGUUCCAUAUGCUUUGGGAGGAUGCAUAGUGGAGGACACAAUGUUUGAACAGAGUGAUCUAAACCACAUUGUAGACCAAGUGAAUGAGGGCAAAGACUUCAUCACAGAGAAUCUCAUCUCCAUCGGGCUGUUUACAGCACCUAAGGGUGAGGAUAAUAAGGAGAAGGCUGACAGGUACAACUUUGAAGUGUACUCGCUAAUCAUUGAUACCUCGGACUGGGCCAAGUCAAGAAUAAGCAGUGCAAUCACUGAGUUCGCAGGACAAGUGCCAAGGUUCGAACACAGCGUGGCAAUCAAACUCUCCUGCCUCGGACGCGACCAAAAGCACGAAGUCGAGCAGGACUACUUCCGAGCGUCGUUCCCACAAACUCGCAUCGCCGGGUGCUACGGGAACGGCGAGCUCGGCAUCAACCACCCGCCGCGCCAGCCCGAGAAACAGAACCCUGCCAAACGCGUCCGCCAAGAUACGGGCCCACACUUUGGAAUUAUGUACUCGUAUUCCACAGUCUUCAUGUACAUUGGGUGGGGUAAGAGCUCAGCGCCUGUGGAACCGUCGGCAAGCCUGCAAAAAACACGCAGCAAGACCCAAGCGCGAUUUAGAACGAAUUAGCACGGAUCUGAACUACUUAGAAGUUUACUCAAAAGCUUUCAAUGUGAUUACACUUUUCCAUGUCAUAUUUUCUUUAAGGUGGGUAGUUUUUAAUUGUAAAAGGUGAAUAGUUGAAAUGAGUAAAUAUGCUAAGUACAUAAAGAACAAAGUGCUUGGCAUUACCAGCUGAACAGGGCUAUGUUUUCUAAAUACUGAUGGAUUUCUGCUUUUCAGCCUAUAAUUUUGCACCUAGAAGAAAUUGUUAAUAUUUCCAUAUUCUAUGUAUCUAGUAUAAAGCCAUCCCAUCCCAUGACUAAGUACCUUUAGAGUAUAAACAAGAAUUCAGUGUAAUAACUUAUACAUGUAUACUUUAGAACUAAAAUACCACAUUGACUAUGCAUUUACGCAUCAAUCAUUUAGGUAUAGGAAUAUUAAGGAUUUUCUUAUAGUUUACUGUAACUGUUUUAUUCCAGGAGAAUGUCUGAUGAUGAAGAUUUUGAUUUAAUUUGCAAUCCUCGGGUACUGUUGCGAAAUCAUCAAUAAGGUAAUCAAUUGAAGUAGAAUAUCAUUGUUGAAUAUUGAAUCGAUUAUCGAAAUUCUUACUCUAUCGAAAAUUUUCUCUAUCGCUCUAAUAAUGCGACAGUGAUAGAGAUGGCAAAAGUUUAAUUUACAGUACACAUGGUCCUAUUUUCCUGCACUAGUGCGUAAAAUAGCACUUUUCGUGCGUAUGACAAAAGUUUAAAGGGCCAUAUGUACUGUAAAACGUUGUACGAUACACGUUCCUCUUCGAUGUUCGCGGUGGCCCCCACUUUUCACACACGCUUCUGGAAUAAAAUUGAUAAUUGAAAUGAGUGUCUCAUAGAGUUACCCUUUAUGACUUGGUACAAAAUAAAAAUGAGACCGAAUGGUGUCCGAUACAGGUGUAAUAUUAUUUAUGUUUAUAGCUUUAGUUAUGGUAAGGCCUUAGGUAGAUAUUGUCGGUGACAGUGAAACUUGCUGCCAUUCUUAAUUCAAUCAAAGUAACUACACCUAGUCAGACCGUCAAAAGUCUGCAGCGAUUUUGAUAGCCCACGCAGUGCAAGUGUAAUUUUAAACGUCUAUGAAAUUAUGACGUAUACAUAACACACUGCGUGGGCUAUCAAAUCCGCUGCAGAUUUUGUUUGGUGCGACUUAUAUCAAAAUAUAAUCGGACUAAUUUUAUUUAGCACAGCUUACACGUUACACUCUUGACCGACGAUGAAUAGAAAUGACAUUUAACUACUUAGUGGAAGGUGUAUGCAUUAUGUAAAGAAAUAAAUGAAAUCAAGUAAAUAAAU